Molecule: messenger RNA, 3347 nt
Organism: Amblyraja radiata (thorny skate)
Lineage: Eukaryota; Metazoa; Chordata; Chondrichthyes; Rajiformes; Rajidae
Gene: mtmr7b
Product: myotubularin related protein 7b
Exons: 14
Coding region: 175-2142 (655 amino acids)
Biological process (GO): phosphatidylinositol dephosphorylation
Cellular component (GO): cytoplasm
Molecular function (GO): phosphatidylinositol-3-phosphate phosphatase activity; phosphatidylinositol-3,5-bisphosphate phosphatase activity
Source: RefSeq, a predicted model, not a curated record
UGCAGCAGCACCAGGAGCAUCCAUUCAUUGAUGGAAAAACUAAGACAUUUGUCUUAGUGUCGGUCCAGGAAAAUAAGCAUAAUCUUUGCAGUGAAGUCCGUCCCGUUUUUGCUUCGCUCCGGAUAAAUAGGAGCUGCAAUUACAUUGUACACAUAUUUUUUUUGCUGGGAAGGAAUGGAGUACAUCAGAACCCCAAAGGUUGAAAAUGUCCGUUUGUUGGAUGGAGUCUUAUUGAAGAAGGCAGCAGUUGGUUCACUAUAUCUGACAGCAACGCACUUAAUUUUUGUGGAACAUAUGUCUGAGUCUCAGAAGGAAACCUGGGUACUUCAUAGUCAGAUCUGUGCCGUGGAAAAGCAAGCAACAACUGCAACAGGGUGUCCGCUACUUAUUCGCUGCAAGAAUUUCCAGGUCAUCCAGUUUAUCAUUUCGCAAGAAAGAGACUGCCAUGAUAUUUACAUUUCGUUAAUUCGUUUAUCGCGUCCAGUCAACUAUGAAGAACUAUAUUGCUUCUCGUUUAAUCCAAAACAAGGAAAAGAUGAGAGAGCAAGAGGAUGGAAACUGACAUAUCUCAAAGCUGAAUAUAAUCGCAUGGGACUACCUAACAGCUUUUGGCAGGUUUCUCAUGUAAACAGAGAAUACGGGGUUUGUGACACAUAUCCCGCAGAACUGUAUGUGCCAAAGUCAGCCUCUAUACCAGUCAUAGUUGGCAGCUCUAAAUUCAGGAGCAGGGGACGCUUUCCUGUUCUAAGUUACUUCUGCCAAGAUAACAAUGCUGCUAUUUGUAGAAGCAGCCAGCCUCUGUCAGGUUUCAGUGCUCGGUGCCUUGAGGAUGAACAGAUGCUACAGGCCAUCAGGAAGUCAAAUCCAGGAAGUGAUUUCUUGUAUGUGGUUGAUACCCGGCCAAAGUUAAACGCCAUGGCAAACCGAGCAGCAGGAAAAGGAUACGAAAAUGAAGACAACUACUCCAAUAUCAAGUUUCAGUUCAUAGGAAUAGAAAACAUACAUGUGAUGAGAAAUAGCCUACAAAAGCUGCUGGAUGUCUGUGAGCUUAGAUCUCCUUCAAUGAGUGACUUUCUCUGGGGUUUGGAGAAUUCGGGCUGGUUGAAACACAUUAAAGCCAUCAUGGACGCCGGUAUAUUUAUUGCAAAAGCUGUUGCUGAGGAGGCCGCCAGUGUACUGGUUCACUGCUCAGAUGGUUGGGACAGAACUGCCCAGGUUUGCUCCAUAGCUAGCCUGCUUCUUGAUCCACAUUACCGAACCUUAAAAGGAUUCAUGGUUUUGAUUGAAAAAGACUGGGUUUCCUUUGGACACAAAUUUAACCACAGAUGCAGCCACUUGGAUGGUGAUCCCAGGGAGGUUUCACCAGUAAUUGACCAGUUUUUUGACUGUGUUUGGCAACUAAUGGAACAAUUUCCUUGUGCCUUUGAGUUCAAUGAAAGAUUUCUGGUGCACAUUCAUCAUCAUGUCUACUCUUGCCAAUUCGGUGAUUUUAUUUGCAACAACAAUAAAGAGAGCAAAGAGCUGAGAAUUAAGGAGAAAACUCAUUCACUAUGGGCUCAUCUGUGGAAAAAUUGUAUAGAUUAUAAAAAUCCCCUGUAUAGACAAAAUCAUAGUCAAACUCAAGGAGUCCUGAGGCCUCAUACAGCUCCAUCUAACUUCAGGUUUUGGAGGAGUAUGUAUAACCGGUUUGAAAAAGGAAUGCAUCCUCGACAAUCUGUUACUGAUUUCUUGAUGGCCGUGAGGGAGGAAACACAGCAGCUGGAAGAGGAACUUGAAAUGCUAGAGGAGAAGUUAGAAAUUCAAGAUAAAUCCCAUCUGAAGAACAAAAGCGAGAAAACGAAACUUUCUCACAAAGUGGAGAUUUCUGUUUCUGAUCAACAUUUAGCCAAUACGCCUCAGGAUUAUACAAACAAUGGCAGACCAUUCACUUCUUGUAGCCCUUCACAUGAAGAUUUGGAUUCUAUCAUUCUAACACACAGCAUGAAGCAUUCAGAUACUGAUCUUUCUGCUAACAGUGAUCAGGAAUCAGGAGUCGCUGACUUGAACUGCAGAUCACCAAGUGGUGGUGACUACCUGUCGAGUGAAGAGGGCAACAAACACCUGUCAGAAUACCCUGAUGAAGCUGCCUUUGCUGUUGCCUGAGAAGCUGGUGCACCUAGUUAAAAAAGAACACUUUGCAAAGAGAAGGUGCAAUUUACAUUCUUAUUAUAUGCCAGUAUGUGAGACACUUGUAGAUUUUUAGGAUAGUUACAAUUUAUAGCUUCAAAUCCCAUCUUAUCUUAAAUAUAUAGGAUAUAUAUAUAGUAAUUACUCAAAGCAAGUAGUAAACCUUUUGAUUGGAAGGAACAGAAAGCAGAGCAUGAUUUUUUUAAAAAUCUAUUUAUUCCUCCAGCUCCUGUUUUAUAAAGGGGGUCAAAAUUGUUACAUUUAUGGUCAAGGCCUAUGCAAGUUAUAACACGGCAAUCAUUUAAAAAUAAAAUCUUUUUUGCCAGCACCGAGUUGCAAGGUGUUUCUUUUACUAGAUUGCUCCAGUGAGGUUAAUAAUAGAAGCCAACGCAUUCCUCACCAAGUCCAUUGCAAGUGGCAGAAGGAAUGACCAAUCUGUUCAACCAAAUCUUUUAAAUCAUGGACUCAUUUCUUCAAUCUCAGCAGUUCUGAUGCUCAAAACGAGUCACUGGAGAAACCGGUAGUUGAAGGAUUUUACUGCAUGGCCUCCUUGCUGGCAAGGAAAUAGAAAGCUAAAACCAAACGAGUUUUGUUUACUUUAAAAGGAAUUGGGUAGAAUGUAUCCAGUUAUAAUUCGACUAACAUGAUCUAAUUAAUAUUUUCUAGAUUUCGUGUAACUAUUGUCACAAGAUGAAUUGAAUGAGAAAUAAUUGUAAUUGUAGAACUCUAAAUUUUCAGCUAUUGUGUAUGAUUAGUGAAUUAUCCUUAUAUUCUUUAUGAUAUUUUAUUUCCUUUUCAACAAAAAUGAAUUUAUUGAAAAUGGCAGUGUCAAUUUAAGAACAUUCAGGUAUAUUUGCAAAAUUUGGUCAAUGCUAAAUUAGCCAAUAUAUGAGUUUCUUUAGGCCUCUCUCUUCAGAAAAAGAGUUAAUUGGUUGAUUUAGUUGACUUGGAUAGGAAUAAAUAGCCCUAGAAAUAAAUGUUCUAUUCCCCCCCCCCUCCCCCUUUCCAAUUAUUAUAUAAUAUAUGUCCAUCAUUUGGCCUCACUAUCUCCUGACUGUUCUCGUUUAGUUUUGAGAUACAGGGUAGAAACACUCUUUGACCCACUGAUUCCAUGCCGACCAGCGAUCACCUGUACACUAGUUCUAUCCCACUAGGGACAACUUAUAGAACCAAUUAACCUC